AUGAACCGCGAACCAACAGUUAUUUACAACACCUCAUUCCUAGCUGCAGUUGACAAACACAUAGUUAGCUUGCAACGAGCAUUGCGCAUAUAUGUCAUUUGCUCAGGCUCAUUGGCUAGGCAUACCAAGUAUCUCGAACAACUUACAAACACCCUAGGCGACAGAUGCAUUGGAGUCCGCACCGGAAUGAAAUCUCAUACCAAAUGGUCAGAAAUUGUCGAGAUAGCAAGAGAGGUAAAGACACUUCAGGCGGAUAUGAUCAUAACGCUUGGUGGUGGUAGCUUGACCGACGGCGCAAAAAUUGUCGCUUUUGCAGUUGCUAAUGAAGCAAUGGAUAUUGAUUCUCUGCGAACUCUCACCCGAGACUAUCAGGAAACGACAACGGUAAAAUGUGAAUCGCCAGCGAUUCCGAUCGUGGCUAUUCCCACCACUCUGUCUGGCGCCGAAUAUAGUCCGUCCGCUGGAGGAACAGAUGACGUCUCUUGCCAUAAGGCAAGCUUCCUAUGCAGGGCUCCUUCGCUCGUAUUUCUCGACCCAAAGCUAUCUGUCAAGGUUCCGCUGUCCUCCUGGCUAAGCAGUGGCAUUCGUGCUGUCGACCACUGCGUGGAAACUAUGUGCAACUCAAGUUCACCACCCAAAAAUUUGGAAGAUGCAGCAAAAGGUCUCACUUUGCUCGUGCGCGGCCUUUGCCGAUCAAAAUCCGACGAAAAUGACUUAGGAGGCACGGCUCUUGUGUCAAAUUGGUGUGUAACUCUUGGGGCCAGCCACGGGAUUGGACACCAACUCGGGCCAUUUGGUGUCGGCCACGGAAACACAAGCUGCGUUUUGCUCCCUGCUGUUUGCCUCUACAAUCUCCCCGUUAAUCGAGAUGAACAGGAGGUUGUGAAGGAAACGCUCUUUGGUAAUCUCCAGAUAAGAACUAUCCUUCACUCUCGUGGACUGAGCACCGCCGAUACUUUAGGAGGGAUUCUGGACGCAUUAUUGAGGGAUUUAGAGAUGCCAAGGAGUUUGCAUGACGUCGGCUUUCAAGAAGAAAAUCUGCACAAAUUGGUUGCAAACUGUUUGAAAGAUAAGUGGUGUCGAGGCAAUCCUCGGCCGCUCACCACUGCUGAGCAAGUCCUUGACCUCCUCAAAGCAGUGCUGUAA
This is a messenger RNA of Trichoderma harzianum CBS 226.95, 1146 nucleotides long. RefSeq lists its product as hypothetical. The record is from RefSeq and is a predicted model, not a curated record. Gene Ontology annotation, molecular function: metal ion binding; alcohol dehydrogenase (NAD+) activity. Gene Ontology annotation, cellular component: mitochondrion. Lineage: Eukaryota; Fungi; Ascomycota; Sordariomycetes; Hypocreales; Hypocreaceae. The coding region runs from base 1 to 1146 and encodes 381 amino acids. The transcript has 3 exons.